AUGAUUCUAAAAAAUGUCUUAAAUCAGCAGCAACAUUGUGUGGAAAUUCAAAAUCUUUUUAAGAAAUAUUUAAGAGAGUCACUGAUUAAUUCGCAGCUAUGUUUAGAAGAAAAGCAUUCGUAAAUUGGUAUACAAAUGAAGGUAAUCAUUAAUCUGUAAAUUAAUUAAGGAAUGGAUGAAAUGGAACUCGUUGAAGCUGAAUCUUAAUGAUUUAAUUUCUGAAUAUUAAUAAUAUUAAGAUUCCAAAGAUGAAGUAGAAGGUGAUUAAUCAUUAUCUUGGUGA
Paramecium pentaurelia is the source of this 283-nucleotide messenger RNA. The record is from the annotation of a GenBank genome assembly. Lineage: Eukaryota; Ciliophora; Oligohymenophorea; Peniculida; Parameciidae.